Clunio marinus is the source of this 213-nucleotide messenger RNA. The record is from the annotation of a GenBank genome assembly. NCBI's taxonomy places the organism in Eukaryota, Metazoa, Arthropoda, Insecta, Diptera, Chironomidae.
AUGCCUCAUCGAGUAAAAGCAGAACUCUCUGCGAUACAGGGCUUUACAUUUUCCAUCUCAUUUAUUGUUAUAGUUCUUGUUGUAGUAUUUUGUAGUUGCAAGCAUAAGAAAGAAAAAAACGUGAUGAGUACAGAUAACACCGGCAAUCAAAUGGGUUUUUCACUUCAUACGAGCCCAUAUCAUAAAUACAUCUCAGGUCUAAAGAUUACGUAG